AAAAAUAACACUGUUGUUAACUAUAUAUUUAACUUAAACUUCCGACACAUAGAAAUUUUAUUGAUGCAUAUCCCAUAUUACGAGCUAAGGCGCCAACUAAAAAUACCAGGCACGGAAAAUUAGCCACGAAUGGCCAUUAAAGCAUGUUUUUCUGAUUCGAUUUAGUGCUCAUUUCCUUACAGUCGGUCUUAUAGAGAGGUUCCAAAUCGUCCGGAUGGAGGGUGGUAAAACGUAUAUGUUUGACUGGUUCGAGUACCUGGUGUUCAUCCUGAUGCUCGGCAUAUCCGGUGUUAUAGGGUUUUAUUACGGAUUUAUUAAGACGAGCCCGGAAACAGUUUUCAACUACUUAUUCGGAGGGAAAAAGAUGACGACAUUUCCCAUCGCCAUGUCCCUCAUUUCUUCAGUCAUAUCAGGCGUGACACUUUUAGGCGUGCCUACAGAAGUUUACGUCUACGGAACGCAAUACAUGGCCACGGCGAUAUCCGUAGUCGCAAGCGGAUUCAUAACCGCUUACAUAGUGAUACCUAUGUUUUUCAAACUCCAGCUCAAUUCUAUGUACAUGUAUUUUGAGUUACGUUUUAGCCGUAGCGUGAGAACUCUAGUUUCUCUGACGAAUGUUAUCUCCAUGAUAUGCUACAUGCCGGUAGUCAUUUACGCGCCCAGUUUGGCUAUUAACCAGGUUUCAGGUAUAAACGUGCACAUCAUCACGUCUUGUCUCUGUUUAUUUUGUAUCUUUUACACGACUACGGGUGGACUGAGGGCAGUCGUCUGGUCCGAUACACUUCAAGGAGGGUUGAUGUUCUUAUCCAUGAUGGCCGUGGUUUUCACCGGAACAUGGAAACUCGGCGGUUUCGGGCACGUUUUCAAAACGGCCUUCGAAGGAGACCGGAUAGAAUUUUUCAACAUGGAUCUAGAUCCGACGUUGCGAAUUUCAUUCUGGUCUACGACCAUCGGCUCGACGUUCUUAACUCUGAGCAUUGUAUCAAUCAAUCCGUCUACGAUCCAGCGUUUCAUUUCACUGCCCGACAUGAAACAAGCACAACGGUCCAUGUUUCUGUUUGUCUUAGGCAUAAUAACCCUGAAUUCUUUAAGCGGAUUGAUCGGUUUAAUUAUAUACGCUUAUUAUAAAGACUGCGAUCCUUAUGAGAACAAAGUGAUUCAACGUUCUGAUCAACUUCUGCCCUUGUUUGUAGUCGAGGUUGUUGGAAAUUUCAAAGGUUUGCCUGGGAUUUUUCUGGCCGGGGUGGUUUCCGCCGGCCUGAGCACUUUCUCAACCGGGCUCAACACUUUGGCCGGUUUGCUCAGCGAGGAUUUCAUACUGCCAUGGUUUAAACUGAAACAGGACGAAAAUGGCAGUCAAAUUUUGAAAAUAUUAGUUAUAAUUCUAGGCGCCGUUUCCCUUCUUUUUAUCCUUGUUAUUGAAAAAUUAGGCAGCAUUUUGGAAACUGCUAUCAGUUUCAGUGGAAUGACACCCGGAAUUAUUCUAGGACUUUUUAUCCUAGGGGCUUUCUUUCCUACAGCAAACACAAAGGGUGCAUCGUGUGGAGCUUUGGCCAGUUUGUCCCUCAUGGCUUGGAUACUCAUAGGAAGACAGUUGGCAAACGCUCGUGGGCUUAUGCACUACCCUAAACUGCCCGUAAGCACGGACGGAUGCCUUUUCAACACGACCGCCGAUUCACUUGCUAAGACCGGCAUUGACGAUUACGUCUUCCCUUUGUACAAAGUGUCGUUUUUCUACUACAGCCUUAUCGGUUGUACGGUCGUCCUUGUUGUCGGACUUGUCGUCACGUAUUUGACGGGACCGAAUCGAAUCGGGGAUGUGAGCCCGAAACUUCUCUCGCCGCUUAUUUACGGUUGUUUACCCGAUGACGUUAAAGAUAUAAGUGUAUAUUUGCAAAACAUCGAGAGACCGACAAACAACCAAUAAAAACAUUUUCAAGAAUUCUUAGUAAAUUUUUACU
Molecule: messenger RNA, 1961 nt
Organism: Cimex lectularius (bed bug)
Lineage: Eukaryota; Metazoa; Arthropoda; Insecta; Hemiptera; Cimicidae
Product: sodium-coupled monocarboxylate transporter 2-like
Exons: 13
Coding region: 215-1927 (570 amino acids)
Biological process (GO): transmembrane transport; sodium ion transport
Cellular component (GO): membrane
Molecular function (GO): symporter activity
Source: RefSeq, a predicted model, not a curated record